Messenger RNA from Cyclopterus lumpus (lumpfish), 1170 nucleotides. RefSeq names its product cytochrome P450 1A1. NCBI's taxonomy places the organism in Eukaryota, Metazoa, Chordata, Actinopteri, Perciformes, Cyclopteridae. Gene Ontology annotation, biological process: progesterone metabolic process; hormone biosynthetic process. The record is from RefSeq and is a predicted model, not a curated record. Gene Ontology annotation, molecular function: steroid 17-alpha-monooxygenase activity; iron ion binding; heme binding.
AUGAGACUGACAUUUGGGAUGUUGCCCAUUAAGGAGAACCCUUGUGCCUCUCUGUCUAGUGUCACAGUUGCUCUGUGUCUUCUCACCCUCCUCCUGAUGGCCCUUAGGGGCCGAAAGAGCCACCACCACAAUUCCCAAUUGGACUACACAAAAUAUCCCCCUCUUCCAGGCCCCAUGCCGUGGCCCCUUGUCGGCAAUCUGCUCCAGAUGGGCGACCAGAUUCAUCUUUCUCUAACCAGCUUGAGGCUCCAGUACGGUGAUGUUUUCAAGAUGCGUCUGGGCUCUUUAACUGUUGUCGUCCUGAGUGGAUACACCACUAUCAGACAAGCGCUGGUUUGGCAGGGAGAAGCUUUUGCCGGACGACCUGAUCUAUUCACUUUUUCUGCUGUAGCCAAUGGGACCAGUAUGACCUUCAGUGAAAAGUAUGGACCGGCCUGGGUACUCCAUACGAAGCUGUGUAAGAAUGCCCUCAGGUCUUUCUCCCAGGCGGAGCCCAGAGGGUCCGGUGCCACUUGCCUGCUGGAGGAGCAUAUCUGUGCUGAGGCUGCUGAGAUGGUGGCGGUGAUGCGGGAACAGGCUGCUGCUAAAGGGAAGAUGGGCCACAAUAUGAAAGGUAUAGAUCCGGUGAUGCCCCUGGUAACCUCAGUGGCAAUUAUCGUCUGUGCCCUCUGUUUUGGAAAAAGGUACGAUUACAAUGAUAAGGAGUUCCUCACUAUAGUUCACAUCAACAACGAGGUCCUGAGGAUCUUUGCAGCAGGGAACAUGGCUGAUUUUUUCCCUGUGUUUCGCUACUUUCCGAGUCCAUCUCUGAGGAAGAUGGUCCAGCACAUCCACAGGAUGAACGGAUUCAUGGAGCGUAGCAUCGAAGAACACAUCAACACCUUUGAUAAGGAUGAGGUUGGCCCGGACACAUUUCGUCCUGAACGUUUCCUGGGUUCCUCGGGACUCCUCAACAAGGAGCUGACGGAGAAGGUUCUCAUCUUUGGCAUGGGGAAGAGACGCUGUCUUGGUGAUGGAUUUGCACGUUUGGAGAUGUUUGUGUUUCUCACUACGCUGCUCCACGGGCUGCAGAUUGAAAAUGUUCCAGGUCAGGAGCUGGAUCUCAGCACCGAUUUUGGUCUGACUAUGAAACCGCGUCCGUACAGGAUUGCCAUCUCCUUGAGGUUUUAG